Messenger RNA from Thermothielavioides terrestris NRRL 8126, 558 nucleotides. RefSeq lists its product as uncharacterized. Lineage: Eukaryota; Fungi; Ascomycota; Sordariomycetes; Sordariales; Chaetomiaceae. The record is from RefSeq and is a predicted model, not a curated record. The coding region runs from base 270 to 482 and encodes 70 amino acids. The transcript is spliced from 3 exons.
AAGAUUUCAUAUUUGCCAAUCGCCGGGCAUUUGGGCGUCGUGUCACUAGCACGAGGCACGACGUCAUUGCCAUCCGUAAGCUCGGGUUACGCCUGACGAAUCCCAACUCCCCAUGUCGCCCUUAAAGACGGGAGAACAUCAAGUCGAAGUUCUCCGUGUUCCUCCCACUUCUGAGUUCUUCUUUCAUGGUUUUUCAUGCUCCGUUUUCACUCCAGCCCAGAAUAAUCGCCGUCGCAAGGCAGCAGUGGAACAUACCACAGUAUAGCAUCAUGGACACCUCCAAGACACCGGAACAGCAGAAGGACGCCAACAAGCAGUCGACCAAGGAGAACCCCCUGCACAAGGCAGCCGAGAACGUCAAGGCUGCCUUCCAGGCGCACUCUGCGAACCCUGGUCCGGCGAUCCCCAAGCAGUUUAACGUGCAGGAAGAAGGGACCAAAGAGGAGCGUCGGGCCAAGGCACAGGAGCUGAACAAGCAGUGAGAGCCAUCGUCGCACUUUGUAUGCUCCACAUGGUGCCUACCUAGGUAGCUAGGUACUUACUGUGUCCUGCGUCAAA